CACCAUGGCACCCUUCCUGCGUAUCACCUUCAAUGCUUAUGAUGUGGGCGUUCUGCCUCCUCAGUCUGACACUCCCAUCUGUGCCAUCAAGAUGAAGGAGUCUGUCAACACAGAGCGAGGCAAGACCCUGGUCCAGAGGAAGCCCACCAUGUAUCCAGCUUGGAAGUCCAGUUUUGAUGCUCACAUCUAUGAGGGGCGUGUCCUAGAAGUGAUCCUCAUGCAAAGUAAUGAGGAGCCAUUGGCCAAGGCUACAGUUGGCGUGUCUGUACUGGCAGAACGCUGUAAGAAAUCCAAGACCACUGGCCGUGUCGAGUUCUGGAUGGACCUGCAACCUUCUGGGAGGGUCCAGAUGGUUGUGCAGUUCUUCCUGGAGGACAGUGAUGCAGCGGCAUCACAGCCAUCAGUGAAGGUUUCUCCUGAAGAUGGAUUCACAACCCUCAACAGAAGGAGAGGAGCUUUCAAGCAGCCCAAAGUUCACUUCAUCAAAAACCACGAGUUCUGUGCCACCUUCUUUGGCCAGCCCACUUUCUGCUCCGUCUGCAGAGAGUUCCUCUGGGGGCUCAACAAACAAGGUUACAAGUGCAGACAAUGCAAUGCGGCAAUCCACAAGAAAUGCAUCGAAAAAAUCAUUGGAAGGUGCACUGGAACAGCAGCCAACAGUCGAGACACUGUGUUCCAGAAAGAACGCUUCAAGAUUGAUAUGCCGCAUCGCUUCAAGUUCUAUAACUACAAGAGCCCCACCUUCUGUGAUCACUGUGGCAGUCUGCUAUGGGGUCUCUACAAACAGGGCCUUAAAUGUGAAGAUUGCGGCAUGAACACACAUAGUUAUUGUCAGACGAAAGUGGCCAAUCUGUGUGGAAUCAACCAGAAACUACUGGCCGAGGCUCUAUCUCAAGUCAGCCAGAAAUCUAUGAAGAAGUCUGAUCCAAACACGCCUGAUAUUGGGAUCUACCAAGACGUCCCAAGACCAACAGCAGACUCUACUGCAGAUAGCAAUGGCAAGCCUCGCGAAGGUUUGAGCCCAACCCCAGCUCCACGUACAGUUCCCAAAGUACGCCUCACCAUGACCCACCUGGUGUUCCUCAAAGUGCUGGGCAAAGGAAGCUUUGGCAAGGUGCUGUUGGCAGAGCUAAAAGGGCAGGGUCAGUACUUUGCUGUGAAGGUACUGAAGAAGGAUGUCGUUCUCAUGGAUGAUGACGUGGAGUGUACAAUGGUCGAGAAGAGAGUCCUGUCCCUUGCCUGGGAGAACCCCUUCCUCACACACCUCUACUCCACGUUCCAGUCUAAAGAGCAUCUCUUCUUUGUAAUGGAGUACCUGAAUGGAGGUGACUUGAUGUUCCACAUCCAAGACAAAGGCCGCUUUGAUCUCAACAGAGCCACAUUCUAUGCUGCUGAGAUAGUUGUGGGACUGCAGUUCCUCCACUCAAAAGGAAUUAUCUACAGAGAUCUAAAGCUUGACAAUGUCAUGCUGGACAAGGAUGGACACAUAAAGAUCGCAGACUUUGGCAUGUGUAAAGAGAACGUGUUUGGAGAGGUCAGGGCCACCACGUUUUGUGGGACACCGGACUACAUCGCCCCAGAGAUAUUGUUGGGGCAAAAGUAUACCUUCUCAGUGGACUGGUGGUCUUUCGGUGUGCUGGUGUACGAGAUGCUGAUUGGUCAGUCACCUUUCCAAGGCGAUGAUGAGGAUGAGCUAUUUGAGUCCAUCAGAUCUGACACCCCCCACUACCCUCGGUGGCUAACCAAGGAGGCCAAGAACAUGAUUGAACUGUUGUUUGAGCGAGAGCCCAGUCGCAGGUUGGGUAUUGUGGGAGACAUCCGUGCACAUCCAUUCUUCAAAACUAUCAACUGGCCAGCUCUGGAGAGGAGAGAAGUGGACCCCCCUUUCAAGCCAAAAGUGAAAUCCCCCAGUGACUGCAGCAACUUUGACCGAGAGUUUCUGAGCGAGAAACCGCGCCUCUCCCACGCCGACAAGAACCUCAUCGACUCCAUGGACCAGGCAGCGUUCGCUGGCUUUUCCUUCAUCAACCCCAGACUGGAAACCAUGAUAACCAAAUGAAAAGACACAAUGGCUGCCCUGGGAACACGGUCAUAGCCCUGCACUAUGAAAUCAACUCUUAUCCUAUUCCCUUUAUCCUCAUAUGGUCUAAGUUCAACUGGAUGGAUAACAACAACAUAAAAAGCUUUGGGCUUUACAAUGACUUCUUGAAUUUGUCUUAUCGGAGAAUAAGAUGAUACCAGGAUGUUUGAUAGGCACCUAAAUGAAUGAUCCUGUCUCAGCUGUCAAACCGUGUAGGUGUAAAAAGGAGUAAUACACUCCAGGAAAUUAAGGGAGAUACUUAAGAUACCAGCGUUACCAUAGUCAAUGCUGAAGGAGGAUAGUCAAUAAUGCAUUCUGUCUUUUUUUAUUUUAAAUUGUAAAAAUGUUUCUUUGUGAUCACACCUUGAGUCUAUACAAAUCAUCAAAUGUACUGUAUCCUCUAAUUUAAACUCACAGGCACAAGCAUGUUGCCCUCAUUUAGUUACACACAUAUAUACUGUAUAUACAUGCAU
This is a messenger RNA of Scomber japonicus (chub mackerel), 2553 nucleotides long. RefSeq names its product protein kinase C delta type-like. Lineage: Eukaryota; Metazoa; Chordata; Actinopteri; Scombriformes; Scombridae. Gene Ontology annotation, biological process: protein phosphorylation. The record is from RefSeq and is a predicted model, not a curated record. The transcript is spliced from 16 exons. The coding region runs from base 5 to 2059 and encodes 684 amino acids. Gene Ontology annotation, molecular function: ATP binding; diacylglycerol-dependent serine/threonine kinase activity.